AUGGCUUUCCUAGACAAAGACCUCUUCUCCCUUCUUCUAGAAGCAAUAAAUCAACCAGCUAAGGAAGCUAUCAGGCUUCCAAUUAACAAAAGCUACCUGAGUUCAAGUUCACAGAUCUGUCUCAGGUUUGAUCAAAAACGACCAACAGCUACUCCCAAAGACACCCUCGAAGGCUUCGUCUUUGGCAGUGAAAGAAGGAAAUGCGACGUAUUACUUGGUGGAACCUCGGCAGGAAUCAGCAAACGUCAUUUCAGUAUCAACCUCAACCAGGAUGGUAAAUUUAUGCUUACGGACACUUCCUCGAACGGAACAAUCAUUAAAUACAAUUGGCAGAGGAUGCCCCGAAAAAAUUCUCAAAGCGUCCUUCCAGAAGACCGGAAUAUUACUAUUGAAGUGCUAGACCUACAGUUUAGACUCCAUUUCCCCUUAUUGUCGCCGGAAAAGGAUCGUGCUGAGCGUUCGGCGUAUCUCAAUGAUCAGCGACUUGCCUUGCCUUCCAUGCACUCCCUGGACUUCCACUCACAGGAGCACACCCAGACCGCUCCGAGCCGGGCAAAGUCACCAGAACGUAAGGCAGAAUCACCGGAACGCAAGCGAGAGUUUCUGGAAUACGGACAUCUUGGUUCAGGCCCUGAUUCAGAUGUGGUUGAGAUGAAGGAUAUCAGCACGGGAGCCAUGUAUGCCGGGAAGAGAUCCACUCGCAGGGACUUCCUGAGAAGGGAGCUAGAUAUCCUGAAGCAGCUCAUUCAUCUGCAUAUAACUGAAUUCGAGUGUUCAUACGAAGAUGAAGAAGGUGAUCUAUAUAUUAUCAUGAAUAUUGUGCAGUAUGGAGAUCUUGGUGAAUACCUUGCCCAAGGUAAAAACCCUCUGAUUGAUUCUGCAAGCCUUCUUCAUCAGGGAUUUCUUGCUAUCCAGUAUCUGCACGGAAAUGGAGUUGUCCACAGGGAUAUCUGGCCCAAAAACAUUUUGCUCCAGAAUCUUCAUCCCCUGCACAUUAGGCUCACCGACUUCAAUAUGUCUGAGCGAGUUGAAGAGCUUCAGCAUCGACGAUCUCGCACCAUCUACUCAGCUCCGGAAAUAUCCAAUAGCGGUACGUUGACACCCUUUAUUGACAUAUGGUCACUUGGGAUAGUCGUGUACAUUUUGCACAAAGAAAUAUGCCUGGAUCGCUCGGUGGCAGCAAAAGCGCAAGGUCAACUCAUGGCAAAUAUAGCGGAAGAAUUUGCUUCCGAUCCUGGCUCUCUGGGAUUUGCCUGCGCUAAGAUGAUACUUAUGGACCCACAAAGUCGCAUAGACGUAGCAGCAGGCAUCGACGCCUCAGCACGUCUUGUCCCUCAACCUCGAUCGCGGGACAUCGCAAGUAACGAAGAACCCCACGGACUUGCCCGCAGCAAGAGUGAGAAGAAAAGUGGGCAAAAGCAUCCUUUCUCGCCUAGUGGCUCAGACAAUCAACCCAAACGCAGAAGGAAGAGGGACUAA
Endocarpon pusillum Z07020 is the source of this 1479-nucleotide messenger RNA. RefSeq lists its product as uncharacterized. Bases 1 to 1479 code for a protein of 492 amino acids. Gene Ontology annotation, biological process: protein phosphorylation. Gene Ontology annotation, molecular function: protein binding; ATP binding; protein kinase activity. Lineage: Eukaryota; Fungi; Ascomycota; Eurotiomycetes; Verrucariales; Verrucariaceae. The transcript is spliced from 2 exons. The record is from RefSeq and is a predicted model, not a curated record.